Messenger RNA from Schistocerca nitens (vagrant locust), 3275 nucleotides. Its product is annotated as protein kinase C-binding protein NELL1-like. Lineage: Eukaryota; Metazoa; Arthropoda; Insecta; Orthoptera; Acrididae. The record is from RefSeq and is a predicted model, not a curated record. Gene Ontology annotation, molecular function: protein binding; calcium ion binding. The coding region runs from base 180 to 2918 and encodes 912 amino acids. The transcript is spliced from 14 exons.
ACUUCGCACAUGUGUACUGAGUUAUGGCUCAUGGAUUUCAGCUGAGUUUCUUGUCUGUAUCCUGUCUAUUCUGUCAUAGUCUAACAUAAUAGUCGUGACACUCACUGCUGUAAAAGUCAUUACCGUUUGACAGCUGAAGCUACACUAACACUCCAAGCAGGGAAUAAGGAGAAUAUCAGAUGCGUCGUGACUACAGGGACCUACGGUUACCUCCUUCCUCUUUCCAACGAGCAGUCGAUCUCCUGCGCCACAACACUGAGUUCACCCUAGCAGCAUCUCUGCGUCAGGAGGAAGCUAAUUCAGGAACUAUUAUUGCCUUUUCACAUGGUUUUAACAGGUAUUUGGAGCUGCAGUCAAGUGGUAGGAAAGAUGAAAUUCGUUUACACUACACAGCUCAGUAUGAUGCAACCAUCCAUGUGGAGGUAUUUCCAUACAGACUGGCAGACAAUACAUGGCAUAAAGUGGCUCUUUCAGUAUCAGGUGCUCAAGUUGAACUCCUAGUUGAUUGCCAAAUACUUUAUCGUCGGUUAAUUCGGAUGCCUGAUCGUAAUUUUACUGCACCACAGUUAUCACUAUGGGUUGGUCAGAGGAACAGCAAGCAUUCCUUCUUUAAGGGUGCUGUAGAAGAAGUACGUAUCAUUGCUGGCCCUCAUGGAUACCUGAAGCAAUGCCCUCUGUUAGAUUCAAGCUGCCCUACAUGUGGGCAGUUUUCUUUGCUGCAGAGUACAGUUGAGCAGCUGACACAGAAUCUGUAUGAUCUCUCACAAAAACUCAUUGCAGCAGAAGAACGAAUAAGUAAAGUUGAAUCAUGUGAUUGCUACAAGUCAUGCCGUGUCAAUGGGUCAAUACAUACAGAUGGUGCAUCUUGGCAACAUGAUUGUGAAAUUUGUUCCUGUGUGCAUGGAGAUAUUCAGUGUCGACCUGUGCAGUGUCCAGAAGUCAACUGUAAGAAUCCUGUCCGUGAACCAGGAAAAUGCUGCCCUGUCUGCCGAAAACAGUGUCUCUUGAGAGGAGUGAUGUACGAUGAUGGUGAAUCAGUGAACCUACGCACUUGUGUGGACUGCCAGUGCCGGAAUGGUUUCAUGCAUUGUGUACGCCGUGAUCCAAACAUCACAUGUCCGCCACUUCCUUGCAGCCCACAGGAGCAGUUCUCUGUUCCUGAGGAAUGCUGCAAAUUCUGUCCUGGGGUGGAUUACUGCAAAAAGGGACAUAUGUGCCAUGAAAAUGCUACUUGUCUCAACUUACAAACUACUUAUGCAUGUCACUGCAACACUGGAUUUUCUGGAGAUGGUCAUUUGUGCCAUGAUGUGGAUGAAUGCCAGCAAGAAGGUGGACUCGAUGGACAUCACUGCCAUUCCAAUACUCGCUGUGUCAACACUCCAGGCUCUUAUGUAUGUGAAUGUUUGCCUGGUUAUCGACGUCUUGAUAAGUUCAAUUGUGUGGAGUUGGAUGAAUGUAGCACAGGAGAACAUGGAUGCCAUAGCCAUGCUUCAUGUGUCAACACACUGGGAAGCUACCGCUGUCAAUGCCAGCAGGGCUAUGAAGGCGAUGGAUACAACUGUAAACCUGUGUGCAAUCAGACCUGCUUGAAUGGUGGAGAGUGCAUUGCACCAGGAAAGUGCCAGUGCAGACAAGGUUAUGUUGGUGACUAUUGUGAACAAGAUCUUGAUGAAUGUAGCACUGAGAUGCAUAACUGCCAUCAAAGCUCACAAUGUGUAAAUAUGCCUGGUUGGUACUACUGUCGCUGUAAAACUGGUUUCCGUGCAUUGCCUCACCACGAUUCUGUCCUGGGAGCGAUAUGUCAAGAUGUAGAUGAGUGUUCUGAAGGUCUCCACACAUGUCAUCCCUCUGCAAAAUGUAUUAAUACAGAAGGGAGUUUUCAGUGUUCUUGCAGUGAUACUGAAACACCCAACUGCAAACUAAGUUGCAUGUUUGAGGGAGACGAACUAAUGAAUGGUGGAGUUGUGACCCCAAAAGGCAGACCAUGUCAUCGCUGUGAAUGUUCUGAUGGUGUUGUCUCCUGUCAUGAUCCCAUAUGUGACUGCAGCCAACGGAGCAGUCGUAAUGAUAAAUGUUGUCCUCAGUGUGAUCCUAGUGCAGCUUGCCAUCAUCAAGAACUGAGGCAUGUUGUGUUUCGAAGUGGUGAACGUUGGAUCUAUCAGUGCCAAACAUGUGAAUGUCUGUAUGGAGAGAUUGACUGCUGGCCAAUGGAGUGCCCUCCUCUGCUGUGCAGUGAGCCCAUCCUGGCACCAGGUGACUGUUGUCCACGUUGUGAAGAUGAUCCCUGUCCACUGGAUAGAGGUGACAAUGGCAGUUCAGGACAGCCCUGUACAUAUGCUGGACACUUGUUUGAAUCAGGCACUCAGUGGCAGAAUCCUCACGACAAAUGUAGUACCUGUAAUUGCAAAGAUGGGAGGCUUUGCUGCAGUUAUGACUACAGUUGUGGUGACAGCCAGCUCAACAAGUCUGCACAGCCUACUGGAAGUACUUCACAUUCUUUACAGCUUAAUAGUGUUAUUAGUAAAGUUCCUGAUGAAAAUUCCCAAGCUAGGGUGGCAAGCUUAUUGUCAUCGCAAGCACAAGUUCGGCAGAUUACUCAGUAUGCCACUAGCAACAAGACAGUGGACAAAAGGUUAUCACAACCUGGCACAGAAAUGCCAGAGAACAAGACAAAACACUUUGCUGCUAGUGCUGUUUCUAACAGUUGUGAUGAUGGGUCAUCUUGUAGUGGGGACAGCCCAAUGCCUAAGACUCCAGCUCUUCCUAAAAAUUCUGGAGGUGGUCAUAUUGACACAAUUCCUGAAAAAACUGGUGUUAGUGUGGGACAGAUUGUUGAAAGUGUUACAGAAAAGGCUGUGGAGAACACCAGCUCACCACAGGCUUCAAUGGAUAUUGACAAUGGUGAUCACGUGGCCUGAAUUAACAAAUGUGAAUCGGUAAGAGCGAAACUUGUGAUUCUAAGUGUAUGUGGUUCAGUAAUGAAGCCAAAAGAAGAAAUGAAAUAAAGCAUAAGGAAGCUUACAUAUGUGGUUGAGAAGAUCUAGUUUUAGUAGACCUGGGAGUGAGAGCAGCUGUUAGUUGUUUGCAUACAGGUGAGUGCCUGUCUUAGAUUCAGGUAAAUUAUGUUUGUGAAAUUGUUGUGGGCACAGUGCCUGUUGCUUGUGAAAGAGAACAUUUCCUCUUAAUGAGAUAAUACUUAUCUAAAUACAUAAACUGAACUGAAGUAUUAAUGUAGGCAAAUGUGUGGAACUGAGCUUUGUAGAUAUAUUUAUACA